This is a messenger RNA of Daldinia decipiens, 2601 nucleotides long. Its product is annotated as acetyl-CoA synthetase-like protein. The record is from RefSeq and is a predicted model, not a curated record. Gene Ontology annotation, cellular component: cytoplasm. The coding region runs from base 111 to 2528 and encodes 805 amino acids. Gene Ontology annotation, biological process: amino acid activation for nonribosomal peptide biosynthetic process; secondary metabolite biosynthetic process. The transcript is spliced from 2 exons. Gene Ontology annotation, molecular function: phosphopantetheine binding. NCBI's taxonomy places the organism in Eukaryota, Fungi, Ascomycota, Sordariomycetes, Xylariales, Hypoxylaceae.
AAGGGGAGGACUUGUAAAAUAACAGAACAUUCAUUUACAUUUCCUGAUAUUUCCUCUGUUGUUGGUACUAAAUCUAUUCAGGCUCAGAAGAGUACUGUCACAAGUGAACAAUGACAAUAGAUAUCGUCGAGAGAGAUUCGGCUAACCGCCUGGAUCGUUCAACAUGCAUUCUACUGUCUUCAAGCCAUGAUUCUACUUCAACUGGGAGAGCUGUUAUCAAUGCAAACCUCGAUCACGCGAAGGAAAAAAGAUGUCCAUCAUCCGUCACCCCGGAAGUAUCACUCGAGACGCUCUUGAAGGCUACUUGGAUCUUGACUCUGCGGUGCUUCGUUGUAGCCGAUAUCAUUUGCUUCAAAUACUAUGGACCUUCGAACUUAAACAAGACCCCCCAACAGAGGCUAGAUGCAAGGAAACAAGAGAACAAACAAGUGUCGGGUCGAUAUUUCACACGCGUUGACCCUGGGGAACCUAUAAGUUCGUUUUUAAAGCGACUCGAUGCAAGUCGCUUAUCUUCCAACGGAACAAUCGACCCUAUCGGUCAUGACAUUGGCGUUGCUGAUGAGCAAUCACUUCGCCACUAUUGUAAUACGAGCCUGUAUGUUCGCGAGCUGGAUGAAUGUGAUGAAAGGGAAUGCGGUUCCUUCGCUGAUCUUGAAGAUGUCAAACUCAUUGCUAGUCCAUCGAAGUCGCGCUGCUCUGUAAGGCUGGCGUGUCGUUUAUCUCAUACCAGCAGAGACAUGGCAACCGGCAUUUUUAACACAUUCCAACACAUUUAUACCCAGGUUUCCAACGCUUCAGAGCAUAGUUUUCUCCGAGACAUACGCGAAUGCUCACCUCUGGAUCAAGGAAAGAUAAAAGGGUGGACAUGUAUGGAUCCCACGCCUGGUAGCAGUUGUUUGCAUACUCUGAUACUGGAGCAAUGCCGACUAAGGCCCAACGAGAUGGCAGUUAGCUCCUGGGAUGGAAACCUUACAUAUGAGCAAUUGGACGACCUCUCGUUACGACUGGCUCACCAUCUCAUGAAGCUUGGUGUUGGCCCAGAAACCUUUGUGCUAAGUUGCUUUGAAAAGUCAACCUGGGCUAUUGUCGCGCGAUUGGCCAUCCUAAGGGCGGGGGGAGCCUAUAUCUCGAUUUUCGCCAGCAAUCCGCCUGUUUAUCUCGACUCCGUGAUAACUCGUACCAAAACACGCAUCUUGGUCACUGACUCGUACUUCGCUGAUCGGUUCCGAGAUACUGUCCCUGUUGUCGUUGGAAUGUCCCCUGAAUGGCUAAGGACUUUGCCAGCGGCAUCUCGGGCAUGCGAGACAGUCCAUGCAGAUAAUGCAUGUCUGGUUCUUUUCACGUCUGGCAGUACUGGAACACCCAAGGGGAUCAUCCAAACACAUCAAUCCUACGCUACCGCCAUUAAGAACUACGCGCGAGACCUCCAACUUGGCCCGCACACGCGAUUCCUUCAAUUUGACGAUUAUGCCUUCGACAUCAGCAACUUGGAGUUCUUGGUUCCUCUGAUUAUGGGUGGCUGCUGUUGCGUUCCCGGACCGAUGAAAACCGUCCAGGAUCUAACCAAGGAGAUCAACUCUCUAGACGCUGAUAUCCUCUUCCUAACACCAACGGUAGCAAUCAAGCUAGAGCCCAGCGAUGUCCCACGUCUCAAGACUAUGUGUAUAGGGGGGGAGCCUCUCCCAAAGGACCUCGUAAGUAAGUGGGAUGGCAGCACCACAAAACUGGUUAAUCAGUACGGUAUGGGAGAGGUGGCUAUUUGUUGUGCCCUCAAUAGAGAUAUUGAUGUUGUAGGGGGCGCCAAAGUGGGACGCCCGUCAACAGGGGCUAUUUGGGUUGUCAAUUCAUCUUCGCCCGAGAAACUGAUGCCAAUAGGGGCCGUAGGCGAGAUACUAAUAGAAGGGCCGCAUCUAUCCCGUGGAUACCUCGACGAAACUUCGACGCGUCGGACAGAAGCCGGGUUCUUAAAGACGGUCCCGCGGUGGAUGGUGGAGAUGCAUCCGGAUAGGACCCACACUCGGAUGUACAGGUCCGGAGAUCUCGGCCGGCAAAACCAUGACGGCACAAUCACGUAUCUCGGCCGUAAAGAUACGAUCCUUAAACUUGACGGCUGUCGCAUUGACGCGCUAGAGGUAGAGCAUCAGGCUCGUAAAUGUCUUUCAGAUAAGGACACCGUCGUAGUGGAUCUGCUUGGCAUCAUCAACGGCCAAGACGAACCCAGUUUGACGGCCUUCGUCUACUUAGACGAGCACCCCGUCAGCACGCCUCUCGUGGCAAACGACGAACCAUUCCUAAAAGAUGCUCUAGAGGACCCCAUUGCGAGUGUGGCGAUAAAAGAAAUGCAAGCUUCCAUUGCGCUAUCGCUCCCGCAUUACAUGAUCCCGACGACUUUCGUGCUUAUGUCGUGGAUACCGAGAACGGCGUCGAAGAAGAUCGAUCGCAAGAAGAUUCACAUGCUGGGACAGAUGUUCUACUUUUCUAGAUUAGAACAGCUACCAAAAGAUGUGUCCUACUCACAAAAGAUCUAACAGUCGUCUACAUAGAUCUUUAUGGGUCUGACAUGGGGUUCAAAAUUGAUCAAUCAAUCUAGUUAGAGGAUAG